AUGAAGCCAGAGGGGAAGAGCCCGAGCGCGGUCACCUCGCCUCCACUCGGCCCCGCGCGGAGAGGCGGCGGACGCAGGGCUGGAGGCGGCCGGACGGAGCAGCAGCCCUGGCUUCAGCCCUCCCCUCCCCGGGCCAUGACGCCGCCGCCUCCUUCUGCGCACCCUGACUCCCUGGUGGUCUUGUUUGGGGCAACCGCUGGUGCUCUGGGGGCUAAACUGGGCUCGGAUGAGAGGGAAUUAAUUCUCUUGGUGUGGCAAGUUGUGGAUCUUCACAGCCGGAAGGUGGGGACCCUGCACAAGUCCCUGGUGCGCGCGGACGACACGGAGCUGAGCGAGCAGUGCAGGGAGGCGAGCGGUCUGAGCGCGGAGGGGCUGGGCCGGGCCGAGCCGCUGGACAAAGUGCUGCAGCAGUUCUCACAGUUGGUACUGGGGGAUGUGGAGCUCCUGGGCGGAGGCUCCUACACGCUGUGCACAGAUGGGCCGCUUCUGGUUCGACAGGUCCUCCACCCGGAGGCUUCCAGAAAGAACCUGGUGCUGCCCGACUCCUUCUUCUCCUUCUACGAUCUGCGCAGGGAGUUCCACGAGCGGCAUCCUGAGGCUGGCCCAGCCCGAGACCUCACCGUUUCUGCCAUGGCCCAGAACUUGGGGCUGGAAACAGAUGCUGCUGAGGAUGACUUUGGUGUGUGGGAAGUGAAGACCAUGGUGACCAUCAUCUGCCAUCUCCUCUCAGAACAGAAUCACAGCUUUACGGAGCCUGAAAUCGUCAAGUGCAAGUAUGACUCUGGACCCUGCAGCAAGGCUGAGGUGGUGGACAAUGAGACAGUCGUCCGCGCGAGAGGCCUUCCGUGGCAGUCCUCUGACCAGGACAUAGCGCGAUUCUUCAAGGGGCUCAACAUUUCCAAGGGUGGUGUGGCACUGUGCCUGAACGCCCAGGGCCGGAGGAAUGGGGAAGCACUGGUGCGAUUCGUGGACUCAGAGCAGAGAGACCUGGCCUUGGAGCGUCACAAGCACCACAUGGGCGCCCGAUACAUCGAGGUGUACAAAGCCUCAGGGGAAGAGUUCCUCAAGAUCGCAGGGGGCACGUCCCAUGAGGUCGCCCAGUUCUUGUCUCAGGAGGACCAGGUGAUCAUUCGCAUGCGGGGGCUGCCAUUCACAGCCACGCCGGCGGACGUGCUGGCCUUCCUGGGCCCCGAGUGUCCGGUGACUGGCGGUCCCGAGGGCCUGCUCUUUGUCCGCUACCCGGACGGGCGCCCCACAGGGGACGCCUUCGCCCUCUUUGCCUGUGAGGAGCUGGCCCAGAGCGCGCUUCGCAAACACAAGGGCAUCCUCGGCAAACGCUACAUCGAGCUGUUCCGCAGCACAGCGGCUGAGGUUCAGCAGGUUCUGAACCGCUACAUGUCGAGCCCACUGAUCCCGACACUUCCGGCCCCGCUGAUCCCCGUGCUGCCUGCCCCGUUCCCUUUGGCGGGGGCGGGCGUGCGGGACUGUGUCCGUCUGCGGGGCCUGCCCUACACUGCCAGCAUUGAUGAUAUUCUGGGCUUCCUGGGCGAGGCAGCCGGAGACAUCCGGCCCCAUGGGGUGCACAUGGUGCUGAAUCAGCAGGGCCGGCCCUCUGGAGAUGCCUUUAUCCAGAUGAAAUCUGCAGACCGAGCACUGGUGGCUGCCCAGCGGUGCCACAAAAAGAUGAUGAAAGAACGUUAUGUGGAAGUCUUCCCCUGCUCUGGGGAGGAGAUGAGCCUUGUGCUGAUGGGGGGUACUCUGAGCCGAAGUGGCAUGUCCCCCCCACCCUGCAAGUUGCCUUGUCUCUCCCCGCCCACGUAUGCUGCCUUCCAGACAGCCACGGCUGUGAUCCCCACCGAGGCCACGGCCGCCCUAUAUCCCCCUUCGGCCCUCCUCCCUGCAGCUAGGGCUCCCUCAGCCCCUACCCCCGUCACCUACUACCCCCCACCAGCCACUCAGCUCUACAUGAACUACACGACCUAUUACCCCAGCCCCCCCGUCUCCCCGACUGCUGUGGGCUACCUCACCGCUCCCUCGGCAGCUGUGGCCCCAGCCCCUGCCUCCGUACUGCAGCAGCCAGGAGCCCUGGUGAGGAUGCAAGGACUGCCGUAUACAGCUGGCGUGAAGGACAUUCUCAGUUUCUUCCAGGGCUACCAGCUUGCCCCCGAUGACUACGCCAAUCUGGUCCCAGUUGGUGACCCCCCCCGCCCUGUUCUACAAGCCCCCAAAGAGUGGGUGUGCUUGUAGCUGUGAGGGACCCGAAAAGCUCCCAGCAGACUCUGUCCUGGUCCUCCACAGCUUCAGCGGUCAGCCUCGGGGCGAUGCCCUCGUCACCUUUCCCAGCCUGGAUGCUGCACGUCGGGCUGUGGCUGAGGAACACGGCCGGACCUUGGGUGGUCAGCAUGUCCAGCUCUCCCUGGUAUGACCCGAUAUGCCAGGGGAGAGGGUUCAGACCCUUUUGUCUCUGACACCCAAGUGCCUUGAAGGGGAGGGGGGAGGAAGGGGCCUUCCUUCCCCCCUCCCCUCAAACAGCCCCUUCCCUUGAAUAACCUGUGAUCCUUGCCUCCUGCUCUCUGCUCCCCAGCCUUUGAGUUCUGCAGAGGUUGACGACCUGAUCCCUUUCUCCCCUCAAUAGUUAUGGGUGGCCUUGGGUUCCUAGCCUUUUGUGCUCACCCUGAAGCUUGGCCUCAAGUUGAGGAGGUUGGGGUGAACAGCCCAAAGUGGGGCCUCCUCCCCACCCUCCGCACUGCCAGGCUGUAGCCCUUUUAAGUUAUAUUUUUUUUUUAAUUUAAGCCAAUGCAGAAGGGAGUCCCUGUUUACACAUGUGUGUACAUUGUACAUUGUGCCUAUAUGUGGGACUGCUCUGGUCAAGACCGUGCGUGGUCCAGGCUUUGUGGGUUGUGGGCCUGUCUAGCCCCAAGGGUAGAAAUGGGCCGUGUCCCUGUGUCCAUCUGUUGCGGCUUGUUUCAGAGGAGACCCCAGGCUGUAGCCCUUGUUCUGCCCCUUGAAGAAAAGGGAGUCCCAAGGCCUGACCUCCCUCUCCCCCCAUGGGUGUGAGUGUGGGGUAGAUAGGGCUGAGAAGAGCAUCCCCUUCUCAUCCUGCAUUGACCCAGACAGGCAGCCUUAGGCCUGAAGGGAGGAGGCCUUUGAAUAAAAGAUGGAAACACUA
Messenger RNA from Vombatus ursinus (common wombat), 3169 nucleotides. RefSeq names its product epithelial splicing regulatory protein 2 (gene ESRP2). Lineage: Eukaryota; Metazoa; Chordata; Mammalia; Diprotodontia; Vombatidae. The coding region runs from base 1 to 2247 and encodes 748 amino acids. Gene Ontology annotation, cellular component: nucleoplasm; ribonucleoprotein complex. Gene Ontology annotation, biological process: regulation of RNA splicing. Gene Ontology annotation, molecular function: mRNA binding. The record is from RefSeq and is a predicted model, not a curated record. The transcript is spliced from 17 exons.